Myotis daubentonii (Daubenton's bat) is the source of this 1457-nucleotide messenger RNA. RefSeq names its product adhesion G protein-coupled receptor E2-like. Gene Ontology annotation, cellular component: plasma membrane. Lineage: Eukaryota; Metazoa; Chordata; Mammalia; Chiroptera; Vespertilionidae. The record is from RefSeq and is a predicted model, not a curated record. Gene Ontology annotation, biological process: cell surface receptor signaling pathway; adenylate cyclase-activating G protein-coupled receptor signaling pathway. The annotation marks the transcript as partial. The transcript has 10 exons. Gene Ontology annotation, molecular function: calcium ion binding; G protein-coupled receptor activity.
CCACAACUCAUAGAACUGUCCCUGGAGGUGAAGAAGCAAGGAGACAAGAAUGUCACCCUGAGCAUUAAUCAGGCAAAGAUGCUGGUGAACUGGGAUGUGGUGCAGGACUCAGGUGGCUCAGGCCCUGCUGUGGUGGGCCUUGUCUCCUCUCCAGGGAUGGGCAAGUUGCUGGUUGGGGCCCACCUGGUCCUGGAAACUGAGGAACACUCAGUUCUGAAUGAGACACACAAUGGGCUGCUGCAGGAAGUCUCCCCCAUCCUGCUCUCAGAUGUCAUAACAGCCUUUGUGAGCAACAAGGACACUCAGAACCUCAGCUCCCCAGUCACCUUUGUCUUCAAGCAUACAGUGACCAUGAGGCCAAGGCAGAAGGUGUUCUGUGUCUUCUGGGAGCCUGACCAGAAUGGAAGUGGUCAUUGGUCUACCAAAGGCUGCUGGAUGGUGGCCACUGGAGACACCAGCACCACCUGCCAAUGCAGCCACCUCAGCAGCUUUGCCGUCCUCAUGGCCCAUGAUGAUGUGCAGGAUGAUGAUCCCGCCCUGGCUGUGAUCACCUACGUGGGGCUGAGCCUCUCUCUGCUGUGCCUCCUCCUGGCAGCCCUCACCUUCCUGCUGUGCAAAGCCAUCCAGAACACCAGCACCUCACUCCACCUGCAGCUCUCUAUUUGCCUCUUCCUGGCCCACCUGCUCUUCCUCACGGCCAUCGACAGAACUGAGCCUCAGGUGCUGUGCGCCAUCAUCGCGGGUGCCUUACACUAUCUCUACCUGGCCUCCUUCACCUGGAUGCUGCUGGAGGGCCUGCACCUCUUCCUCACCGCGCGCAACCUGACGGUGGUCAACUACUCCAGUGUGAGCAGGUUCAUGAAGAAGUUCAUGCUCCCUGUGGGCUACGGAGUCCCAGCUGUGAUUGUGGCCAUUUCUGCAGCAUCCAGGCCUCACCUUUAUGGAACACCUGCUCCCUGCUGGCUCCACCCAGAAAAGGGAUUUAUAUGGGGCUUCCUUGGACCAGUCUGCGCCAUCCUCUUUGUCAAUCUAGCUUUCUUUCUGAUGACCCUCUGGAUUUUGAAAAGCAAACUCUCUUCGCUCAACAGUGAUGUGUCCACCCUCAAGAAUACAAGGAUGCUGACAUUUAAAGCGAUAGCUCAGCUCUUCAUCUUGGGCUGCACGUGGUGUCUGGGAAUCCUGCAGGUGGGUCCAGCUGCUCACGCCAUGGCCUAUCUCUUCACCAUCAUCAACAGCCUGCAGGGCAUCUUCAUCUUCCUGGUGUACUGUCUCCUCAGCCAGCAGGUCCGGGAGCAAUACAGGAAAUGCUGGAAGGGCGUCAGGAAAACCAAAACAGAGUCUGAGCAAUACACCCUCUCCAGCGGAAUCCUGUCGGAUGCCCCUAAACCCAGUGUGGUAAAAGAUGAUGGAACGACAGCAGAAAAGAGAAAAUUAAGUCAAUUCUAAGAAAACUAAAG